Messenger RNA from Diuraphis noxia (Russian wheat aphid), 1094 nucleotides. RefSeq lists its product as uncharacterized. Gene Ontology annotation, cellular component: BRCA1-A complex; BRISC complex; nuclear body. The record is from RefSeq and is a predicted model, not a curated record. Gene Ontology annotation, biological process: mitotic G2 DNA damage checkpoint signaling; double-strand break repair; positive regulation of DNA repair. Lineage: Eukaryota; Metazoa; Arthropoda; Insecta; Hemiptera; Aphididae.
UUCCCGACUUCCCGUAUUUCUGUAAAUUKUAAAUUUAAUGUUUAUAUAAUUUAUUUGUAGURGGUGUUUAGUUAAUAGUUUUAGUGUUGACUGUUUAACAUAAUAAUAUAACCCAGUCUAUCUUUAUUUGACACGAGGUCACGUUGUAUGCCAAAAUCAUUUUAAACUAAUAAACAUACAAUAUUAUUUAUUGAUAGUUUAGCGUUUUGCUCCUGUAAUUCAAUUUUGCUAAUAGAACAUUUUUCUUUAUCGUGAACGCCACCAGUUACCGGCCAUUUUUAGUUGUCUACUCUUAUGAUAAUAUAAUAUUGCUAUUAUAUUGCACUAUCUAUCGAAAAUUAUUUAGGAUUUCUUCAACAUUAUUCAACCUGGACCCAUUAACACAUAAACAUUCCAAAACUAACUGAAGUUGAACUUCAAAAGAUAAUUGAAAAGUUUUUGUUGGUAAUUUCUAAUAUAUUAUUAUUUGUUGUUACGAUGUCAUAUGCAAACGCUCUAUCAAAAAAUCUGACGAAAACACCCAUUGAGUUUAAAAAUCUACCAGAUGAAAAAAUAUUAUUUGUUAUAGAUUCUUAUGCGUUAUCUAAAAUUGACAUUGAUUUUAGUCCUACUAAUAUAGAUUCGAUGUCUAGUGUAGAAAUAAUUCGAAGGGCAUACAGAUUUUUUGCAUUACAAAAGAAUCGAUUUCAAAAUAACUCGUUUGGAAUUUGUUUAUUAACUCCACACUCAUUUAAUCUAGUUAUGGAUUUUACCUCAAAUAUUAAUAUUGUGAUUGAAAAAUUAUCAUCUAUUUUGAAUCAAAAUGAUAAGCCUGAAGAAGUUGCUGCAUAUGAUUUUGGCCCUUUGUUAAAAUAUAUUGGCAAAUUAAGGAAUCAUCACAAAGAUUGUUUAUUUAGAGUUAUCAUGACUUAUAACAGAGAUGACUGUUUACCGAUUAUUGAAUCACUAGACAAAAAGACAUUUAAUAUUUUUUGUUCACCAACAUUUUAUUUUGAUACUGUUUAUGUAUGUGAAAAUAAUAUUGAAACAGAUGAAAUGGCUCAAAAUAUUUAUGGUAAAUUGGCUUUAUUGUGUAGUUCUUGGUCUCACAAAGU